Messenger RNA from Penicillium alfredii, 1578 nucleotides. It is a transcript of the gene coaT, whose product is annotated as acetyl-CoA hydrolase ACH1. Gene Ontology annotation, molecular function: acetate CoA-transferase activity; acetyl-CoA hydrolase activity. Gene Ontology annotation, cellular component: mitochondrion. Gene Ontology annotation, biological process: acetate metabolic process. The transcript is spliced from 4 exons. Lineage: Eukaryota; Fungi; Ascomycota; Eurotiomycetes; Eurotiales; Aspergillaceae. The record is from RefSeq and is a predicted model, not a curated record. The coding region runs from base 1 to 1578 and encodes 525 amino acids.
AUGGCUGCUUCUGCUCUGCUGAGGAGCCGGGUGCGCCGGCCCUCGUAUCUCAACAAGCUCGCCAAAGCAGAGGAUCUCGUUGACCUCUUCCCGCAUGGCUCAUACAUUGGAUGGUCUGGGUUUACAGGUGUUGGAUAUCCGAAGAAAGUGCCCACCGCAUUGGCCGAUCAUGUCGAGAAGAACAACCUCGAAGGCAAACUCAAGUACAGCUUGUUCGUGGGUGCGUCAUCCGGCGCAGAGACGGAGAACCGCUGGGCGCGAUUGAACAUGAUCGAGCGGCGCAGUCCGCACCAGGUUGGCAAGGAGAUUGCCAAUGGGAUCAACAACGGACAGAUCAAGUUUUUUGACAAGCACUUGAGCAUGUUUCCCUCGGAUUUGGUCUAUGGCUACUAUACCAUGGACAAGCCGCAGAACAAGCUGGAUGUGGCUGUUAUUGAAGCAUCGGCCAUCACAGAAAAUGGCGGCAUUAUUCCCGGUGCAUCGGUGGGAGCGUCGCCCGAACUGAUCCAGAUGGCCGACAAGGUGAUUAUCGAGGUUAACACGGCCAGCCCGUCGUUUGAGGGCCUGCAUGAUAUCGUGGGAUCGGAUCUGCCGCCUGGGCGAAAGCCUUACCUCAUCAUGGCGCCCGAGGACCGUAUCGGCACGCCGUACAUCCCCGUGGACCCGGAGAAGGUGGUGGCGAUCGUCGAGUCGGACUACCCAGACCAGACGCAGCCGAACGCACCCGAAGAUGCCGGGUCACAGGCGAUCGCCAGCAACCUAAUUGAGUUCUUGAAGCACGAGGUGAACCACGGGCGCCUGCCACAGAAUCUGUUGCCCAUCCAGUCGGGCAUCGGGAACAUCGCCAACGCUGUGAUCGGCGGGCUGAGCAAGGGUGGCGCCGACUUCAGCAACCUUAAGGUGUGGACCGAGGUGCUGCAGGACUCGUUCUUGGAUCUGUUUGACAGCGGAAACCUCGAUUUCGCGACCGCGACGUCCAUCCGCUUCUCGCCCGAGGGCUUUAAGCGCUUUUAUGACAACUGGGAGAAGUAUGCCGGCAAGUUAUUGCUACGCUCGCAGCAGGUGUCCAACUCGCCUGAGAUCAUCCGGCGACUUGGCUGCAUCGGCAUGAAUACCCCCGUCGAGGUCGACAUCUACGCCCACGCCAACAGUACCUGCGUGCUGGGCUCGCGCAUGCUCAAUGGGCUCGGUGGCUCGGCGGAUUUCCUGCGCAACUCCAAGUACAGUAUCAUGCACACGCCCAGCUCGCGGCCUAGCAAGACCGAUCCCACGGGUGUUAGCUGCAUUGUUCCGUUUGCGACGCAUAUCGACCAGACUGAGCAUGAUCUGGAUGUGGUUGUGACCGAGCAGGGUCUCGCCGACGUCCGUGGCCUCUGCCCCCGCGAACGCGCCCGCGUCAUCAUCGACAAGUGCGCCCACCCUGAAUACCAGCCCAUCCUGACGGACUACCUCGACCGUGCCGAGUUCGAGUGUCUGCGCAAGGGCAUGGGCCACGAGCCGCACCUGCUGUUCCAGGCGUUCAAGAUGCAUCAGAAUCUGCAGGAGAAAGGGACCAUGAAGAUCAACUCAUGGGAGUGA